Messenger RNA from Gigantopelta aegis, 1129 nucleotides. RefSeq names its product calmodulin-4-like. NCBI's taxonomy places the organism in Eukaryota, Metazoa, Mollusca, Gastropoda, Neomphalida, Peltospiridae. The transcript is spliced from 3 exons. Gene Ontology annotation, molecular function: calcium ion binding. The record is from RefSeq and is a predicted model, not a curated record. The coding region runs from base 410 to 1129 and encodes 239 amino acids.
CAAUCUGUCAGAAACGCAACAUGUGAUGGAAGUGGAAAACUGAUGAUUCAUCGUAGAGGGGGCAGAAUUGCAGGAUGUGCUCUGAGGCUCUGAACCUUUCAUCCAUCCCUCAUAGGCUAAAAAAGAAAAUUUCUAAAAUAUCACUGGAUCUUAAUUAAUUUCGUUGAGUAUAUAAAAGCUGCACUUCAGAUUUGAGGCUUUCCUUUCCUUCUUUUCUUUCCUCUCAUAUGGGCGUCGGUCGAUCUAAUUAUCUAUUUUAUCGCAGUACAAUGGCCCUUAAAACUUCCAUCAUAGCCGUCCGUCAACAACGAACGCCUUGUAAUUCUGUCAACAUUAACUUUUACUGCUUGAGUCAAGAUUCUUUGACAUUAUCUUGGUGUCCAGACUUUAGACAGUGAGUCCGUGGACAAUGUUGGGUUACAACAUGGCGGACAGCGAACCAUCAGAAUCGCAAAUUUGGGUUCAGAAUCAGUUGGAACGGUUUAAGGCGGAGUUUGCCGAAGCGGAUACGGACAGUGACGGACAUUUGUCAGUUGAUGAGGUCAAGGCCAUUCUCGAGAAGCAGGGAUGGAGCGGUUCAGAUGAAGAAGCUGAGGAGGUUUUCAAGAAAAUGGACAGCAAUAAAGACGGCAGAGUCAGUAUGACGGAGUACAUAUCAGCGAUAUGCAACAUACCUGUGUAUGUUCUCAGACAAAUGGCGUUACGUCGAAUGUUCAGAAUUCUCGACACCGACAACAACGGCGUUCUAACAGAAGACGAAAUCUUCGCAGCGACGAAACUCGACUUUAUGAGCAACGUGGACAUCACGAAACUACUUCUGGCUCUAGCUGCAGACUCGGACAAAAAACUCAACUACGAGGAAUUCAUCCGCGUAUUUGGGUUGGACGAGAAGAGGCGCUUUCUCAGGGAACUAUUUGACAGCUUGGAUAUUUACAACAUCCGGUUUCUAACGACUGACGUCAUUAUCGACGCGCUUUCGGCUGAUACCCGACUGCGCAUGUACGUAGAUCCGGCGAAAAUUGCUGAUCUGUUGAUCGCUACGUGUCGAAAUCAGUAUGGGAAGAUGUUUUUUGAACAUUUCGUGCGGGUCUGGACAAUGCGAGACAAAAUCCGUGUUAAUAUCUACUAG